Molecule: messenger RNA, 689 nt
Organism: Neodiprion virginianus
Lineage: Eukaryota; Metazoa; Arthropoda; Insecta; Hymenoptera; Diprionidae
Product: lysozyme
Exons: 5
Coding region: 146-574 (142 amino acids)
Molecular function (GO): lysozyme activity
Source: RefSeq, a predicted model, not a curated record
AUUUGUAUGUGCCGCGGGUUAAUCAGUGGGACAGUCUGAAUCAUAAUUCAGUUUUUUUAUUCGCCACUUACGGCAAUUUCGUUAACUUUAAUUUUCAAUCUUGGCUUAUCUUCGCGCAUAUAUUGCCCGAGUAAGCUUGGACAUCAUGAAAGCUUCAUUCGUUGUAUUGGCUCUACUUCUCGUCACUGUCUCUCACUGUGCAGGAAAAACAUUUACGCGGUGUGGAUUAGCAUUAGAAUUAGACAGACAAGGCUUAGAUCGUGGAAAAAUGAAUGACUGGGUUUGCUUGGUGGAAAAGGAAAGCGCGAGAAAUACGUCAGCUAUUGGCGGGCCGAAUCGUAAUGGCAGCUACGACUACGGAUUAUUUCAAAUUAACGGAAACAUUUGGUGUUCAUUGGGUGUCGCAGGGGGUGAUUGCAACAUAAAAUGCGAAGAUUUACUCGACGACGAUAUAACCGAUGACGUACGAUGCGCUAAAAAGAUUUAUAGAAGACAUAAAUUCUACGCGUGGAAUGGCUGGAAGAAUGGCUGUUUGAACAAAGUUAUUCCAGAUGUUCAUUACUGUUUCAAUUGAGUAUUUGAAUGAAAUUUUUUUUAUUUCAUAUUCUUGUAGAUCGGAAAAAAAUAUUUUGGACGUAUUUUUUAUUUUUUCGAUUGAAUCAAAAUUGCCAUUAAUAUAACAGAUUGAA